This is a messenger RNA of Aspergillus mulundensis, 2058 nucleotides long. RefSeq names its product putative C6 finger domain protein. Gene Ontology annotation, molecular function: DNA-binding transcription factor activity, RNA polymerase II-specific; zinc ion binding. Gene Ontology annotation, biological process: regulation of DNA-templated transcription. Lineage: Eukaryota; Fungi; Ascomycota; Eurotiomycetes; Eurotiales; Aspergillaceae. Bases 1 to 2058 code for a protein of 685 amino acids. The record is from RefSeq and is a predicted model, not a curated record. The transcript has 2 exons.
AUGCAGGCUGUCCAGUAUGAACAGCUUGUUUCCCCUGGGGAGUCUCCUACCUACACCGACCACCGUCCCCUCCAAGAAGUCUCCCCGACCAAAAGCCCGACUCCCAAAAACGUCGCCUUCGAGUUGCUACUCGAUGACAACUCCAAAGCUCGAGCUCGCAUUCCCAUGCGGGUACAGAUUUACCCUCAUGACACCACGGACUCUAUCGUCACUACAGUGAAAAACUUCUAUGGGAUUUACGAUGGCGCUGCCGGCGUCAGCUUCGAGGACAUGCAUGGCAUUACCCUCAUUGCAAGAUAUGAGAAUCUAAGGAAUAAUAUGACAGUCUACGUACGGGUAAUGCCCGUUCCGGCUUAUGAGGAGGGGUACGGAGAUAGGUAUUAUGGCCCCAUGUCCAUGGACAAUCGCAAACGCCCCAGCCUCGGUGAGCCGUUCCAGAUGGCUUCCGCAAUGCAGGCUGUUCAACCUUCUGAGCGCGGACAAUCGCCGUCUAGGCCUGCUUCUCGAGUAGCUCGCAAGCGCAGUGUCUCGCCGUCUGGAAGAAGCCGUCGUAGCGCCUCCCAGCACAAGCAGCAGCCUCGCCCCCAACUCAAGAGUAGGGGAUCUAGUACUCAUGGCAGCAUCUAUGACGACGCUGGGUAUAGCGACAGCGACAAUGGCUAUGGCUCCGUUUCUGGGGCGAAGAAACCUCGAAGUGAACACUUUGCCAGCUCAGAAAUAAGCAUGGAAAAUAUCCUCCAAGACGGUCGUCGCAAGCGACCGAAAUUCGACAGCUCUGAACUUCCAUUAUUCGUCCCACCUCAAGUCCCUCUCACUACCUCGACCUCCUCUAUCUCCCCACAACGUCGCUCUAUUGGCCAGGAAGGGGCGGGCUCGCCAUUCGCGCGACCAAUGCACCGUUCGAACAAUCAUUAUCAGCAGCCAUUGCCCUCUCCCCAAAGUUAUGGACAUAGUGAUCACAUCUAUGGGACCAACCCUCCGCGAAAUGGCAUAUAUACUACACCAAUGGUUCCUGAGCAUGGUCACCGUCUUCGCGACCGGGCAACCAUUCACUCUUCCGGGCAGUAUUCAAACUCUACCGUCCGAAACGGUGGUCCGGGUAUUCUUCCCACCCCCGAUCCCACCAUUGCCAGCUGCAUAUCUGAUGAAGAUGUCGCGUUGCAAUUGAUUCGUCUUGGAGAUGCCUCCAAUUUCUCUCAUGGUCGCACUUCUGCAUCGACCCUCGAUGAUGCGUUCAGCGGUGCUGCUGACGCUGCGUCUUCCACCGGUGCGACAAGCGACGGUGAAUACUACAGUGAGGACGAUGAUGAUCUGCCCACUGGCCCUGGGCAAAGGCUAGACUCGAGCCCAAUGCUUCCACCGGGUACUGCCAAACACACCCACAAGCGCUUGGACGAUAUUCUUCCCAGUUUCGACAGCUCCGAUGCUAGUUAUGAUAGCCACGACAAUGAGUAUCAUCAGGAAGAAUUUGAGGGCGGUAUGGUCAAGAACGAGGCCGACGAUGACUCCUCUCAUGAGUCCAAGUCGAAGAAGGCUAAAAUCCGAGCUAUCAGCACAGCUUCUUCGAAGCCUCGCGUCGGCAAGACACAGCAAAUUCGUCCGGGCAAAGGCGUAAACAAGAGCUCAUCUAACAGCGCUGCUCGCAAAGGGGUCAAGUCAACACCGUCCUUGCCCGGUGCCAAAGCUGCUCCGCCUCAAAUGGCCAACCCUGCUCCACCGCGGAAGGCUUCUACUUCGUCUGCGAACGGCCAGCAUCCGUUAGCCGCGGACGAGGAGGAUUUGUCGACGAAGCCGCGCUGUCAGCGGUGCCGCAAGAGCAAGAAGGGCUGUGACCGACAGCGCCCUUGUGGGCGAUGCAAGGAUGCCGGCAUUGGCAUUGAAGGCUGCAUCAGUGAGGACGAAGGCAACGGCCGCAAAGGUCGCUAUGGACGCCAUAUGGGCGUUCCUGUCAAAAAGCCUCUCGAUACCGUUUCUGUUAUUAGCGAGGCGCCAUCCUCCAUCGCCGCCAUUCCCAUCACCGCUACGACGAUGGACAAGUCUAAGAAGCGCAAGCGCUAG